UCCCCACAGAGAAGCUUACUUACAAUAAAACUGUGGAUGAUGCUGUUAGCAUUAAGCCCAAGAAUCUGUCUGAGACUGAAGAGUGGAUCUUUUCACCCAGUGAGCCAAAAACAGAGUUUGUUCGCCUGCGGGAUUCUAAAGUGUCAAGAACCUGCAGCUUUCUGGAGCUGAAGCCGUUAAGGUGGGCGUUGUCUCCCUCACGGGUGGAGGAAUGCCAAGAAAACUUCUGCCGUGACCCUGAGGACGCCGUAGACCAGCCAGAAAUCCUCACUUCCUGCGCCCUCACGGAUAGCAUGCACAACCUCCCGGCUCAUCUCCAACAUGCUGACCUCUUAGCAGAUGAUCGAGAACCCUACCAGGCCUGUUCCUUAAGUGCCCUUAAAAGCUCCAUCGUGGAUAUGGACCUCAGCCUCAUCCAUCUCUCCCAGCGAUCCCGUCAGCUCCAGAAUCCUAUUGGCUCCCAAUCCACCCAGCAGCUCAGUCUCUCUCAUCAGUCCAGACACCGGUCCUCCAGUGAGUUCAGAAUCACCAGCACAAAAGAAGCAGUGUGUUUCCGGACCACCUCAGACCGGGUGGGUCACUGUAAGCUGGGCAGUUGGCGGAAACAGGCGUUGGAAACUCGACGGGCUUCAACCGGGCUGCUUCCUGCUUUAGAGCAGGUUUCUCCUGUCACACGAGCUUCCUCUACAGAAAAACGGACAUCCCCUGUCCCACGACGUCUCCAAUGUCAUGGGCUUGGAAGCUUCUUAGAUCCUCCAUCCAGUCCAAGAGUGGAAAAACGAGAGGUCAAACAGGCAGUGAAAGAUGAAUUAACAGGCCGGAGAGGAUCUCUUAAAGGGACCAUUAAUCAGAUUGAUCAUGGACCAACUUCACAUCAAGGCCGUCGAGGAAAAAUGAGGAAACAAAUCAAACGAGCUUAAAAGAAAAAAAAAACAAAAUGCUGUUUGCAUAUGUAGGGGACAGAGUGAGUGUUGUAACAUGGUGAGUUGUAAUCAUCAGUUUAACAUAUUGCACAUUAAUUAAAGGGGUGAAAUCAUUGUCAUACGUAAAUAUUUAGUUGAUCAAAAUAUCACAAUAAAGUCAUGUACAAAACUUAAACUGAUGGAAAAAAAUGUAUGCUUGCAUAAUAGACAACCACAUCU
Molecule: messenger RNA, 1142 nt
Organism: Sinocyclocheilus anshuiensis
Lineage: Eukaryota; Metazoa; Chordata; Actinopteri; Cypriniformes; Cyprinidae
Exons: 4
Coding region: 294-920 (208 amino acids)
Source: RefSeq, a predicted model, not a curated record